AUGCAAUUCUCCAAGCUUUUCAUGGCCGCUAUGGUUGGCGUUGCAUCGGCCGCUCCUACAGUCAUUGAACAAAGAGCAAUGACUUCCGCCACCGUCGUCAGCGCCAUCAAAAACAUUACAAUCCUCAGCGGAAACCUUGAGGUCACUGUUCAAGGACUCAACUUAAGUCCAAUCUCUAUUCUCGACCCAUCUACCUUUACACCCAUCGUCCUUGGUUUCAAUGGUAUCAUCGCCAGUGUACAAGCGGACAUUUCAGCUAUGGCAUCAAACCCAAUCGGAACCCUUACUGUCAGCGGUCAAACAGAUGUCUGCAAUGCAUUCAGAGAUUUUGUUAAGGUUCACCAGGAUCUUCUAUCUGUCCUCAUUGGCAAGGCCGGAUUGUUGCAAUCACUUGGCGGCGCACCCGUUGCGGCAGUUCUUCGCACUCUCGAGGGAGUCGUCGAUACCAUUGCUUUUGGAAUCAUCAACGCUGUCCCAACUUGCGACACCGGUGCAAAAGCUCAGGCAGCGAGCCUGAAACAGACGAUCGAGAAAGCUGAAUGCGCCUACACACCUGCAGGAAUACUUGGUAUUAGCCUCACCUGCCAGAUCCUCCUUGGUCUCAGUUCCUCCUAA
Messenger RNA from Sclerotinia sclerotiorum 1980 UF-70, 615 nucleotides. RefSeq lists its product with no specific name. The record is from RefSeq and is a predicted model, not a curated record. The coding region runs from base 1 to 615 and encodes 204 amino acids. Lineage: Eukaryota; Fungi; Ascomycota; Leotiomycetes; Helotiales; Sclerotiniaceae. The transcript is spliced from 4 exons.